AUCACUCGUUAAUCAGGCAGAAGUCAUGUGGCUGAAAAGGAAUUCGAAAAUAUCGAGAAGGUUCGGAAUCGGUGGCUUGCUGGAAAAGAAAAGCGUAGAGAGACACUCUAAUGGCAAAGGUCGAUCUGUGUGGUUGCCGAGAGCCGUCGUUUCUCGAUUGAUAUCGUGAUUCUCAACAAUCAGGUCGUAUUUUGUAUAAGAGAUCGUCUCGCCGCUGAUAAGAAGUGCAAUUGAUUAAUUAUAAUAAAUCUAUAUUAUAAUUAUAUACAAGAAUCCGAGAGUCAUUUAUUCGGAUUUCUCAGUGUCCGUUGGUAGUAAACAGUCGUGCCGGUAUCCUGCGCAGUUGGCAAGGUCAAAGAUGUUGAUCUGCGACGUGCUAAGAACUUCGGUCGAGAAGAAUUAAGACGUCGAUUAAGAAGUCGUUGGAACAAACGAAGGAUAUUGAAAAUAUCUUACAGUACACAGGUAUUGGCUCUUUCCAGGCAACAAAUAAAAAAGUCCAUCAAGGCAAAGGAUUGUUACGGUCCGGUUUUAGAACAAAAGUCGUGUUGCAUCAGCCAUGUUGGUUGGAUGUGCGUAGUUCCACUACUGGCGUGUGGACUAGUCUUUGCAGUCCAAUAGCCUUGGACCAAACCAAACAACAAGUGAAACAAAACAAUGCCUUGAUGGCCACAAAUCAUCAAGAAGACAAAGCGGAUCCUCCACCAUCUGGAGAUGAAACUUUUGGAGCGAGUGCGGGAGCGGUUGUAGUAUCACCCUCAAUGGCAAAACCCAAGUGGCAUGCACCUUGGAAGUUGUACAAAACUGUCAUUAACGAUCAUCGGGGAUGGAUAAGGUGUUGUGCUGUUGAGCCUGGGAAUAAAUGGUUUGGUACCGGCUCAGCUGACAGUGUAAUUAAAAUAUGGGAUCUUGCAAGCAGUGAAUUGAAAGUCUCGCUCACUGGUCACGUAAGCAGCGUCCGCGGGCUUGCGUUUUCUAAAAGACAUCCCUACUUGUUCUCCUGCGGCGAGGAUGGGCAGGUAAAGUGUUGGGAUCUCGAGUACAAUAAAGUGAUCAGACAUUACCAUGGGCAUUUAUCUGCUGUGUACUCUCUGGCGUUGCAUCCCAGUAUAGACGUUCUCGUGACGGCGGGACGCGAUUCUACGGGACGUGUGUGGGACAUGCGCACAAAAACGAAUAUUCACACGCUCGUCGGACAUACCGAUACGGUAGCCAGCGUGAUAUGCCAAUCCGCCGAGCCGCAAAUUGUCACCGGCAGUCACGACUGCACGAUUCGUUUAUGGGAUUUGGCCGCCGGAAAGUCCAUCGCCACACUGACGAAUCACAAGAAGAGCGUUCGAGCCCUGACAUUCCAUCCGUCCUUGUACAUGUUUGCCUCGGCGUCUCCAGACAAUAUCAAGCAGUGGAAAUGUCCGGAAGGGAAGUUCAUUCAGAAUUUAUCCGGUCACAAUGCUAUAGUGAACUGCUUGGCUGUGAACAAAGACGGGGUUUUAGUCUCCGGCGCUCACAACGGUACUAUGCAUCUCUGGGACUGGAGAACGGGAUACAAUUUUCAACGGCUUCAGGCGCAGGUUCAACCCGGUUCGAUGGACUGCGAGGCUGGGGUGUUCAGUAUCACAUUUGACAUGUCGGGCACUCGCAUGAUCACCACCAAAGCAGACAAGACCAUAGAGGUCUACAAAGAAGACGAAACUGCCACGGAGGAAACACAUCCCGUCGACUGGCGACCCGACAUAAAACGAAGAAAAUACUAAAGUUUUACUCACGGACUUUCUAUUUAUGUAAUUUAACAAUUAUGUUAUACAAAGUUAUUCUUUGUAUUUGAUGUUUUCUUAAUUAAAAAAAAAA
This is a messenger RNA of Pseudomyrmex gracilis, 1848 nucleotides long. Its product is annotated as pleiotropic regulator 1-like. The transcript is spliced from 4 exons. Lineage: Eukaryota; Metazoa; Arthropoda; Insecta; Hymenoptera; Formicidae. Gene Ontology annotation, molecular function: protein binding. Bases 666 to 1754 code for a protein of 362 amino acids. Gene Ontology annotation, cellular component: catalytic step 2 spliceosome; Prp19 complex; precatalytic spliceosome. The record is from RefSeq and is a predicted model, not a curated record. Gene Ontology annotation, biological process: mRNA splicing, via spliceosome.